Messenger RNA from Truncatella angustata, 1605 nucleotides. Its product is annotated as glycoside hydrolase family 5 protein. The coding region runs from base 1 to 1605 and encodes 534 amino acids. The record is from RefSeq and is a predicted model, not a curated record. Gene Ontology annotation, cellular component: extracellular region. Gene Ontology annotation, molecular function: cellulose binding; hydrolase activity, hydrolyzing O-glycosyl compounds. Gene Ontology annotation, biological process: carbohydrate metabolic process. NCBI's taxonomy places the organism in Eukaryota, Fungi, Ascomycota, Sordariomycetes, Amphisphaeriales, Sporocadaceae. The transcript is spliced from 2 exons.
AUGUCCACUCUCACGAAAUUGCUCGCGCUUGCAAGCGUCGCAACUCAAGCCGUUGCCCAAACAGCUAUCACGGUCAAUGCGGCUGCCAAGUACCAAACGAUCAAUGGUUUCGGCUUCUCCCAGGCUUUUGGAAGAGCCAAAGAAUUUCAGAAUGCCGAUGCGACAAUGGCAAAGACAGCGCUGGACUAUCUGUUUGACACGACCACUGGAGCUGGAUUCUCUAUCAUCCGAAAUCGCAUCGGCUCGAAUGGAACUGGAGACAGCAUUGAGCCAACUAGUCCAGGCUCUGCAACCAGCACUCCGACCUAUGUUUGGGAUGGUGAUGAUAGCGGACAAAUUUGGUUCACCAAGCAAGCUGUCAGCUAUGGCGUUAAGACCAUCUAUGCAGAUGCGUGGAGUGCACCUGGAUUCAUGAAGACAAGCGGUAGUGAUCAGCUUCCUGGAUAUUUAUGCGGUACUACCGGUCACUCAUGCAGCACGGGAGACUGGAAGCAAUCCUAUGCCGACUUCCUAGUUCAAUAUGUCAAAUAUUACGCCCAAGAAGGUCUGAAGGUCACACACCUAGGCUUCUUGAACGAGCCAGACUAUCAAGUGUCCUAUUCGCAGAUGCAAAUAAAUUCCAACGCAUCAGAUGCGAUUGAAUUCAUUCCAGUCCUAUAUCAAACCGCACAAGACGCUGGAGUGGAUAUUGAAAUAGCGUGUUGCGAUUCUCUUGGCUGGAAUACAGCUAGCACGUACACCAACGCGUUCCUAAACGCCGGAACCACGGAAUACUUAGGCGUGAUCACGUCACAUGCCUAUAGCUACGAUGCCAAGAUUCCUAUAAACCAGACCGACCUGCCAAAGUGGAACACGGAAGCCGGCCCAUCUUCCGCAUUCGUAACCACCUGGUACAGCAGCGGUGCCGACAACGAAGGCUUCACUUGGGCCAAUAAGAUCGCUGUCGCUAUGGUCAACGCACAGCUCUCAGCGUAUCUGUUCUGGGAGGGUUUCGAAAUCCAGGAGAGCCAAUCCGGCGCGCAUCUCGUCGACGCGAUUGAUGGAGUAAAUCCGACGCCGAGCGGGAUCUUCUGGGCCUUCGCCAUGUGGUCGCGAUAUAUUCGCCCGGGCGCAGUCAUGCUUGGCACGUCUGGCAGCAUCGCCAAUUUGAUUACUGGAGCUUUCCAAAACACGGACGGAAGUGUAGUACUGGUGUUUACCAAUAGCGGCACGAACGAGCAGAGUGCAGCGGUAUCUUUCAGUGGCUUUACAGCCGGUAGCGUGAGCGCUUGGCUCACAACCCAGGGAAAUAAUUUCGCAGCUACCGGUGCGACCCUUUCGGGUGGCAAGGUAACCAUUUCUGUUCCGGCAAAGGGCGUUGUCACCGUCAAAUUGACCACUGGGUCAUCUGGUGGCGGUAGCACCACCACGCUUGCUACAAGUACUACCUCCAGCACGCGAACGAGUUCAACAACCUCAUCGACUGCUGCGGCGACAACAAGUGCUAGCAGUUGUACUGUCGAAAAAUGGGGGCAAUGCGGUGGACAGACUUAUACUGGCUGUACAGUCUGCGCGACUGGAUCGAGCUGCACUUUCUCAAACACUUAUUAUUCACAGUGUUUGUGA